UAAAAAAAAAUAAAAAUAAAAUAAAAAAGAGUGAACCUUGAAUCACUCUAUUUUAUCCUAAUUCAUCAAAAACCGAAAUCUUUCAGUUUCAAACUCGUCUUUGCUUUUCGUUGAAUGAAGAGCAAAAAUGUCCCCUCGAACUUUUGUACUGUUUUCUUUGCUGCUUCUGCCCUACUUUGAGGGUUCUUUCGGAUCCAUUUCAGGAGAUGAUCUAGAACAAAAAAACUGGUGCAUAGAAGAGGAGAGACGAGCACUCCUCAAGUUUAAAGAGGAACUUCAUGAAGAUGGUCAUAGUUUGCUUUCUUCUUGGGGCAGUGAAGAAGAUAAAAAGGAGUGCUGCAAUUGGCUUGGAAUUGGGUGUGACAACAAAACUGGGCAUGUGGUCAUGCUUGAUCUUUCUCCAUCAACUUUUGGAGCAAAACGAUUCCAGUGGUCUCUCAGAGGUAAUAUCACUUCUUCAUUGGUUGAGUUGCGGUAUUUGAAUUAUUUGGACCUCAGUUUCAACCAGUUUUAUGGAAACCACAUCCCAAGUUUCUUUACCACCUUUACCAAAUUAACAUAUCUCAAUCUUUCCUCCACUUACAUGUACGGAGAAGUUCCUCCUCAGCUUGCAAAUCUUUCUAGCUUGGAGUCUCUUGAUCUUAGCUUCAAUACUGCAUUCAGUGUAAGAAACUUGGGGUGGAUUUCUCAUCUUUCAUCUUUAAGAGAACUUGUUCUGUCUGAUACAAACUUGAGCAAAGCUAAUGACUGGCUGCAAACAGUUAAUAAGCUUCCUCAUCUAACGAGGUUGGAGCUAAAGAGAUGUAGUCUUCCAAAUAUUGUUCCAUCAUCUCUUUCCCUCGCUAAUUCUUCCAAAUCUCUUGCUGUGCUUGAUCUUUCUGCAAAUAGUCUCUCUGUUUCUGUGUAUCAGUGGCUUUUCAACUAUAGUUUUAGCCUUGUUCAACUCGACCUCUUCAAUGUCCAGUUAGAGGGCCCCAUUCCUGGAGAUUUUGGGAAAAUGACUGCCCUUACAAAACUCGACUUAAGUUAUAAUCAACUUGAAGGUGAAGUACCGAGAUCCAUUUCAAACUUGACAGCCCUUGUUUACCUUGAUCUUAGAAAAAAUCAACUUGAAGGUGAAAUUCCAAAAUCUGUGUGGAAUAUAUGCACCCUACGUGAAUUGUUCAUGUCUGAUAAUAAUAUUAGUGGAGAACUUCCGAAGCUGGCUCAAGUUCCACGCAGAUGUUCACAUUAUUCUCUAGAGUAUUUGGAUUUAAGUCGGAACCAAAUCACAGGGUCAUUACCUGAUCUCACACAUUUUUCAUCAUUGAGGAGUAUACAACUUUCAUCAAAUCAGUUAAAUGGAACUGUGUCAGAAACUAUUGGACAGUUAACACAGUUGAAUAUUUUGUCACUUGCUGAUAACUCUUUGAAUGAUGAGAUUUCUGAAGCUCAUUUUUCAAGACUCUCAAAGCUUCGUCUUUUGGACUUGACUUCUAAUCCAUUAGUUUUAAACAUUCAUUCUGAUUGGAUUCCUCCUUUUCAACUGGACACCAUAUGGCUUAGCUCAUGCAAGUUGGGUCCACGAUUCCCAAAAUGGCUUCAAACCCAAAAGAAUUAUUCUGAUCUUGAUAUUUCCAGUGCUGGAAUCUCAGAUUCUAUUCCGAACUGGCUUUGGAAUUUAUCCACUGAAUUCACCAAUAUGAAUCUUUCCAACAACCAAAUCAGUGGAAUAAUUGCAAAUUCUUUGAUAGAGUGGGCAGCUUACCCUGAAAUAGAUUUGAGCUCAAAUCAGCUUGAAGGUCCAAUUCCGCUUUUUCUAUUCGAAGUGGCUGCUCUCCACCUUUCCAGAAACAAAUUUUCAAGUCUAAAUUCUAUUUGUGAAAUCACUCAGCAUUCAUACUUGAGCCUCCUGGAUGUCUCCUACAAUCUACUGUCAGGGGAGCUACCUGAUUGUUGGUCAAAUUUCAAAGAAUUGGGUAUUCUUAGUUUAGCACACAAUAAGCUAUCAGGGAAGAUUCCUCCCUCCAUUGGCUCCAUGACUCAGGUAAUGACUUUGCAUUUAGGAGACAACAAUUUUAUAGGGGAAUUACCUUCAUCAGUUCAUAACUGCACAAAAUUGAUAGUUCUUGGCGUGGGAGAAAACAAAUUAUUAGGACCAAUACCAACAUGGAUUGGUGAAAGACUUCAAAAUCUUGUUAUACUUAGUCUCCAAUCCAAUCACUUCUACGGGAGCAUUCCCUCGAAUCUUUGUCAUCUAUCACAUCUGCAACUACUGGACUUUUCUGUGAACAAUAUCUCAGGAAGUCUACCAAAGUGCCUCAGUAAUUUUACCGCAAUGAGAAAAAAUGGUAGUAUAGAUACUGGUACAACCAUUGACCACUCUUAUAGGAGCUUUAACACUUCAGAGGGACAUGCUGACAGGUUCUAUGAUGACCAACUACUAUUAGUAUGGAAAGGAACGCUGUCUGAAUAUAAAAGUACUUUGGGACUUGUAAGAAGCAUUGAUCUGUCAAGCAAUAAGCUGAAUGGCGAAAUUCCAGAAGAAAUCACUCAACUCCUUGGGUUGGUUUCUUUGAACUUAUCAAGAAACAACUUAAUUGGACAAGUGCCUGCAGAGAUUGGUCAAUUUGCAUCUUUAGAUGCUCUUGAUUUAUCAGACAAUCAACUUUUUGGUCAAAUUCCUUCAAGCAUCUCUUUGUUGUAUCGUCUUAGUGUGCUGGAUUUGUCAAACAACAAUUUGUCAGGCAAAAUUCCUACAAGCACUCAACUACAGAGCUUUAACCCCAGUGCAUACAUGGGCAAUCCUCAACUUUGUGGGGCCCCACUGAACAAUCAGUGUCCAGGAGAAGAACCAGUUGAUUCUGCACCUACCAAAGAAGCCGGGGACCAAGAUGAUGGAGAUGGGUUCAUAACCCAAGGAUUUUAUUACAGUAUGGGACUUGGAUUUGUAGUUGGCUUUUGGGGAGUCUGUGUCUUGUUACUUUUCAUGAAGUCUUGGAGAUAUGCAGAUAUAAAGGUGUGGGUUUCACAAAAUGUCAGACGAACUUAAGGCUGAUCUUGAGGAUGUACACAUAUCAAACCUCAAUUAUUGAUGCAAGGGAUCGGUGUUAGGCAAUGAAGAUUGCAUGAGACAUAGCAACAAAAGAUGACCAAAAUGAAAGCUGAUUUCAAAACCAUAGAAAUCAAAUUUUAAAGCAUUCUUUACAGCUUCAUGAUUGCCACCUACACAGAUGAACAGUGAGAUUUCAUUUUCAGGUCUACUCUUUCUCCACACCCUUGAGAAUUGAUAUACUAUUUUACAUCAUGAAAUAUCUUAUAGGAAUUAUUUUGAUUUGAUA
Ziziphus jujuba (common jujube) is the source of this 3320-nucleotide messenger RNA. RefSeq names its product receptor-like protein EIX2. Gene Ontology annotation, molecular function: protein binding. The transcript has a single exon. Bases 128 to 3031 code for a protein of 967 amino acids. NCBI's taxonomy places the organism in Eukaryota, Viridiplantae, Streptophyta, Magnoliopsida, Rosales, Rhamnaceae. The record is from RefSeq and is a predicted model, not a curated record.